AUGGGGCUGCCACUAGCUCGCCUGGUGGCUGUGUGCCUAGUCCUGGCCUUAGCCAAGGGCUUGGAACUUCAGAAAGAAGCCAGAUCCCGAAACCACGUCUGCAGCACCUGGGGUGAUUUCCACUACAAAACUUUUGACGGCGAUGUCUACCGAUUCCCCGGCCUCUGUGAUUACAACUUUGCGUCUGACUGCCGAGACUCCUACAAGGAAUUUGCUGUGCACCUGAAGCGGGGCUUGGGCAAGGCUGGGGGUCACUCCCAGAUAGAGUCUGUCCUGAUCACCAUCAAGGAUGACACCAUCUACCUCACCCACAAGCUGGCAGUGGUGAACGGGGCCAUGGUCAGCACCCCACACUACAGCUCUGGGCUGCUCAUUGAGAAGAACGAUGCCUACACCAAGGUCUACUCCCGGGCCGGCCUCUCCCUCAUGUGGAACCGGGAAGAUGCACUCAUGGUGGAGCUGGACAGCAGGUUCCAGAACCACACCUGUGGUCUCUGCGGGGACUUCAAUGGCAUGCAGACUAAUUACGAAUUCCUCUCUGACGAAGGCAUACACUUCAGUGCCAUUGAGUUUGGGAACAUGCAGAAGAUCAACAAGCCUGAGGUUCAAUGUGAGGACCCUGAGGCGGUACAAGAGCCGGAGUCCUGCUCUGAACACCGAGCCGAGUGCGAGAGGCUGCUGACCUCCGCAGCCUUCGAGGACUGCCAGGCCCGCGUGCCCGUGGAGUUGUACGUGCGCGCCUGCAUGCACGACCGCUGCCAGUGUCCGAAGGAUGGCGCCUGCGAGUGCAGCACCCUGGCUGAGUUCUCUCGCCAGUGCUCUCACGCAGGAGGCCGGCCUGAGAACUGGAGGACCGCCUCACUCUGCCCCAAGAAAUGCCCCAAUAACAUGGUGUACCUGGAGAGCAGCUCACCCUGCGUCGACACAUGCUCACAUCUGGAGGUCAGCAGUUUGUGUGAGGAACACUACAUGGAUGGCUGCUUCUGCCCAGAAGGCACUGUGUAUGAUGACAUCACGGGCAGUGGUUGCAUCCCUGUGAGCCAGUGUCACUGCAAGCUGCACGGACACCUCUAUAGGCCAGGCCAGGAGUUUACCAACGACUGUGAGCAGUGUGUCUGCAAUGCCGGUCGCUGGGUGUGUAAAGACCUGCCUUGCCCUGAGACCUGUGCCCUGGAAGGUGGCUCCCACAUCACCACCUUUGAUGGGAAAAAGUUUACCUUUCAUGGGGACUGCUACUAUGUCCUGACCAAGAGUGAACACAAUGAGUCCUAUGCCCUCCUGGGUGAGCUGGCCUCCUGCGGCUCUACAGACAAGCAGACCUGCCUGAAGACUGUCGUGCUGUUGACUGACAACAAGAAGAACGUGGUGGCCUUCAAAUCAGGCGGCAGUGUGUUGCUCAAUGAGAUGGAGGUGACCCUACCUCAUGUGUCAGCGAGCUUCUCCAUCUUCAAACCCUCCUCCUACCACAUUGUUGUGAACACAAAGUUCGGGCUGCGGCUGCAGAUCCAGUUGGCUCCAGUCAUGCAGCUUUUUGUGACUCUGGACCAGGCUGCCCAGGGACAAGUGCAGGGUCUCUGUGGAAACUUCAAUGGCCUAGAGAGUGAUGACUUCAUGACAUCUGGUGGGAUGGUGGAGGCCACCGGUGCUGGCUUCGCCAAUACCUGGAAGGCCCAAUCAAGCUGCCAUGACAAGCUGGACUGGCUAGAUGACCCCUGUUCCCUUAACAUUGAGAGUGCCAACUACGCUGAGCACUGGUGUUCCCUCCUGAAGAGGUCGGAGACGCCCUUUGCCAGAUGCCACCUGGCUGUGGAUCCCACUGAGUACUACAAGAGGUGCAAAUAUGACACGUGCAACUGUCAGAACAACGAGGACUGCAUGUGCGCGGCUCUUUCCUCCUACGCCCGUGCCUGUGCAGCCAAGGGUGUCAUGCUGUGGGGCUGGCGGGAGCGUGUCUGCAACAAGGAUGUGCACGCUUGCCCAAGCUCACAGAUCUUCAUGUACAACCUGACCACUUGCCAGCAGACCUGCCGCUCACUCUCAGAAGGCGACAGCCACUGCCUCAAGGGAUUUGCACCUGUGGAAGGCUGUGGCUGCCCUGACCAUACCUUCAUGGAUGAGAAAGGCCGCUGUGUGCCCUUGGCUAAGUGUUCCUGCUACCACCACGGUCUCUACCUAGAGGCAGGAGAUGUGAUUCUGAGGCAGGAGGAGCGUUGCACUUGCCGGAACGGGAGGCUGCAAUGUACCCAGGUCAAACUGAUUGGCCACACCUGUCAACCCCCCAAAAUCCUUGUGGAUUGCAACAACUUAACUGCUCUGGCCGUCCGGAAACCCCGUCCCACUAGCUGCCAGACACUGGUGGCUGGCUAUUACCAUACAGAGUGUAUCAGUGGCUGUGUGUGUCCCGAUGGAAAGCUGGAUGAUGGCCGUGGUCAAUGUGUGGAGGAGGACGAGUGUCCUUGCAUCCACAACAAACAGCUAUACUCUUCUGGGGAAAAGAUCAAACUGGACUGUAACAACACAUGUACUUGCCAGAAGGGACGCUGGGAGUGCACCCGGUAUGCAUGCCACAGCACCUGCUCUAUCUAUGGGAGUGGCCACUACAUCACCUUUGAUGGGAAGCAUUAUGACUUCGAUGGACACUGCUCCUAUGUGGCUGUCCAGGACUACUGUGGCCAGAACUCUACCGGUUCCUUCAGCAUUAUCACUGAGAAUGUCCCCUGCGGUACCACAGGUGUUACCUGCUCCAAGGCCAUAAAGAUCUUUAUUGGGGGGACAGAGCUGAAGUUGGUGGAUAAACACCGCGUGGUAAAACAGUUGGAAGAGGGCCACCAUGUGCCCUAUAUCACACGGGAAGUGGGCCAGUACCUAGUGGUGGAGGCCAGCUCUGGCAUCAUUGUUAUCUGGGACAAGAAAACCACCAUCUUCAUCAAGCUGGACCCCUCUUACAAGGGCACUGUAUGUGGUCUGUGUGGGAACUUUGAUGACCAGACCAAAAAUGACUUCACCACUCGGGACCACAUGGUGGUGACCAGCGAGCUGGACUUUGGGAAUAGCUGGAAGGAAGCUUCCACUUGCCCAGAUGUGAGCCACAACCCAGACCCCUGCAGUUUGAACCCACAUCGCCGCUCCUGGGCAGAGAAGCAGUGCAGCAUUAUCAAGAGUCGUGUGUUCAAAGUGUGCCACAGCAAGGUGGACCCCACAGUCUUCUAUGAGGCCUGUGUACAUGACUCCUGCUCCUGUGACACUGGUGGUGACUGUGACUGUUUCUGCUCUGCCGUGGCCUCCUAUGCUCAAGAGUGCACCAAGGCAGAGGCCUGUGUGUUCUGGAGGACGCCGGAUCUAUGCCGUUGCUACCCUCGGUGCCCUGAGGACAGGCCCAUCUAUGAUGAGGACCGGAAGAUGUGUGUCACUGGGGACAUGUGUGGCUGCUAUAUUGAGGACACUCGCUACCCACCUGGAGGAUCUGUUCCCACUGAUGAGAUCUGCAUGUCUUGUACAUGCACCAACACGUCAGAAAUCAUCUGCCAUCCAGAUGAAGGGAAGAUUCUUAACAUGACCCAGGAUGGUAUCUUCUGCUACUUGGAGACCUGCGGACCCAAUGGAACAGUGGUGCAACACUUCAAUAUUUGUGGCUCCUCAACGCCAAUCCCAUCCACCACGACAAGCUUCACCACAAUCUCUACUCCCAUCUCUACCACCCCCAUCUCCACCACCACUACCACUACCACCACAGCCACCGCCACAACCACCGCCACAGUCACGACAACCACGAAGCCAGUAGUUUGCUGCUUUUGGUCUGACUGGAUCAACAACAAUCAUCCUACCAAGGAAAAUGGUGGUGAUCAAGAGACUUUUACACAUGUCUGCAGUGCUCCUGAGGACAUUGAGUGCAGGGCAGCCACAGAGCCCAAACUCAGCUGGGAAGAGCUGGGCCAGAAGGUACAGUGGACCCCAACCCCAACACCUACCACCACACAUACCUCAACUUUAACAUCUACAACAGAGGCCAGUACCCCAACACCCAUCAUUGAGACUUCCACUCCCAAAUCUACCACUAUCCAGACCCCAAGCCCUUCCCCUACCACCACGGUGACUCCACCUACAACACCUACCACCACAGUGAUCAAAGAGACCCCUACCCCUACAAACACAGUACCUACUACAGGAUCAACCUCUUCUAAACCUCCAACUGAGUCCUCGACGCCUGUGACCUCUCAGUCCACUCCUUCCCCUCCCACGGAGUCUACCACCCUUUCAAGCACCCCUGUAACCACAGCAACAGCUAGCACAGCAUCAUCCCCUGGAACAACAUCACCAUUCGUCACUUCAUCAGUGGGCAGCACUCCCUCUUCACCUCCAGGUUCAACACCAGGACCUACCACAUCUUCAGGCAUACCCACCUCCUCAAAGACCACAACAGGGCCAACUUCACCUACCACAAGACCACCCUCCACACCCACACCUACUGUGCCUACGGAAACUACCACUCAGACAAGACCCUCAUCAACCACACCAACUACUUUGGAGACUACCAGGACCUCGUCUUGGGGAACAUUCUCUUCAGCCUCCCCAAUCACCUCUCCCAGCACUGUCUGGACCCCCACUGCAACCUUGGUUACCUGCUGUGUUGUUGAUGAGAUGUUCUACGGCCCAGGUGAAGUGGUCUACAACGGUACCCAUGGGGACACCUGUUACUAUGUAAACUGCUCUCUGGACUGCAAACUCCAGUUCUUCAAUUGGUCCUGUCCAUCUACUCCCUCAACCCCUACACCCUCAACACCAACACCAACACCCUCCCAGACGACCACACCCUCCACACCAUCUACCACAUCUUCAAAGUCUACACCUUCUACACCCCAAUCCACAUCGUCCAAGUCGACACUCAGCACACCAACCAAAACCACCACCUAUGGGUGCCCGGAUUUUGAUCCUCCCAGACAGGUGAAUGAGACCUGGUGGCUAUGUAACUGUACCAUGGCUAUUUGCAAUCAUGACAACGUAGUGGAGAUUGUGCCGCUGAAGUGCGAUCCCCCUCCCAUGCCCACCUGUUCCAAUGGCCUCAAACCCGUGCGUGUUCCUGAUGCUGAUAACUGCUGCUGGCACUGGGAAUGUGACUGCUACUGCACUGGCUGGGGGGACCCACACUUUGUCACCUUCGAUGGGCUCUACUACAGUUACCAGGGUAACUGUACCUACGUGCUGGUGGAGGAGAUUACCCCCACAGUGGACAACUUUGGGGUCUACAUUGACAACUACCACUGUGAUGCCAACGACAAAGUGUCCUGCCCCCGCACACUUAUUGUGCGCCAUGAGACCCAGGAAGUGCAGAUCAAGACCGUGAGCAUGAUGCCCAUUGAGGUGCAGGUACAGGUGAACAAGCAGUUAGUGGCUUUGCCCUACAAGAAGUAUGGGCUGGAGGUAUACCAGUCUGGCAUCAACAUUGUGGUGAACAUCUCCAGGCUGGAAGCCAAGAUCUCCUACAAUGGCCUCUCUUUCUCCAUCCGGCUGCCCUACAAACUGUUUGGCAACAACACGAAGGGCCAGUGUGGCACCUGCACCAACAAUACUGCAGAUGACUGUAUCCUGCCCAGUGGGAAGAUCAUCUCUGACUGUGAAAUUGCUGCCGACGAGUGGUUGGUGAAUGACCCCUCCAAGCCACACUGUCCCCACAAAGGCCUCACCACCAAGCGUCCGUCCACCACGACACCAGGGCUUCCACUUAAUAACUGCACUGUGUCUCCUGUCUGCCACCUCAUCAUGGACAGCCUAUUCUCCCAGUGCCACGCCUUCGUGCCUCCCAAGCACUACUAUGACGCUUGCCUGUUUGAUAGCUGCUAUGUGCCUGGCUCUAAUCUGGAGUGUGCCAGUGUACAGGCCUAUGCCACCCUCUGUGCCAAGGAAGGUGUCUGCAUUGACUGGCGGAACCACACCCAAGGAGUCUGCUCUGUGAAGUGUCCAUCUCACAAGCAGUAUCAGGCCUGUGGCCCUGAAGAAGAACCCACCUGCCAGCCCAGCUCCUCUCAGAACUCCACACUCUUGGUGGAAGGCUGCUUCUGUCCUGAAGGCACCACAAAGUUUGCCCCUGGCUAUGACGUCUGUGUGAAGACAUGUGGAUGUGUGGGACCUGACAAUGUGCCCAGAGAGUUUGGAGAGCACUUUGAGUUUGACUGCAAGGACUGUGUUUGCCGGGAGGGUGGAAGUGGCAUUGUGUGCCAACCAAAGAAAUGUCCUGGGGGCAACCUGACCACAUGUGAGGAAGAUGGCACCUACCUUGUUGUGGAGACCAACCCAGAUGACAAGUGCUGCAACAUCACCUCAUGUAAGUGUGACACCAAACGAUGCAAAGCUGAACGCCCCACGUGUUUGUUGGGAUUCGAAGUGAAGACUGAGAUUGUGCCCGGGAAAUGCUGUCCAGUUUAUUCCUGUGUGCCCAAGGGUGUGUGCGUGCACCAGAAUGCUGAAUACCAGCCCGGAUCUCCAGUGUAUUCCAACAAGUGCCAGGACUGUGUAUGUACCAACAUCUUGGACAAUAGCACCCAGCUCAACGUCAUCUCCUGUACCCAUGUGCCCUGCAACAUCUCCUGCAGCUCUGGCUUUGAGCUUGUGGACGUCCCUGGGGAAUGUUGCAAGAAGUGCCAGCAGACCCAUUGCAUCAUCGAGGGGCCCAAGCAGCAGCACAUCAUUCUGAAGCCUGGGGAGAUACACAAAAACCCCAGCGACAAGUGCACCUUCUUCAGCUGCAUGAAAAUCAACAACCAGCUCAUCUCCUCAGUCUCCAACAUCACCUGCCCCGACUUCAACCCAAGUGAUUGUGUUCCAGGCUCCAUUACAUACAUGCCUAAUGGCUGCUGUAAGACAUGCAUCCCUCAAAACCAGACCAGAGUCCCUUGCUCUGCCAUCUCUGUCAUGAAGGAGCUUUCCUACAAUGGCUGCACCAAGAACAUCUCCAUGAACUACUGUUUUGGGUCCUGUGGGACUUUUGCCAUGUACUCUGCCCAGGCCCAGGGUCUGGAUCACAGGUGCUCUUGCUGCAAGGAGGAAAGGACCAGUGUCCGACAGGUUACCCUGGAAUGCCCAGAUGGCAGUGAGAUGAGCCAUACCUACACACACAUCGAGAGCUGUCUGUGCCAGGACACUGUCUGUGAGCUCCCACAGCAAGUCCGCGCCAGGCGUUCUAGCCCCCGUUUGCUAGGAAGGAAGUGAAUGGGUUGUACCGUGCACAUUUCUUCGCACCUUGAACCAUCCUUCUGACUCUCUGACCUUCUCCACUUCUGGCUUGACUUCUUCUCUGCACAUAUUUAUUUUCGGAGAUUCUGUUCCAUUCUUUGCUUUCUGAUAAUAAACUCAGGCAUUGCCACUA
This is a messenger RNA of Mus pahari (shrew mouse), 7360 nucleotides long. RefSeq names its product mucin 2, oligomeric mucus/gel-forming (gene Muc2). The record is from RefSeq and is a predicted model, not a curated record. Gene Ontology annotation, molecular function: protein binding. The coding region runs from base 1 to 7203 and encodes 2400 amino acids. Gene Ontology annotation, cellular component: extracellular matrix. Lineage: Eukaryota; Metazoa; Chordata; Mammalia; Rodentia; Muridae. The transcript has 49 exons.